AUGACGGUGAUGCAGCCCAAGAACUGGCCGACAGGGCUAGUCUAUCUCACGGCGCCAGUUCACUCCCGUUCACUUAGCGGACCGCAGCGACAGACGAUAACACAAAAGACAGCAGAGCUUCCUGAAGUUCAGGUGCAAGACACGGCAUUACCGAGUCCUUUGGUCAAAAUCACUCCCAUUUUUGAGAGUGCCCACCCGGCGAGAGGCCAAUGCGGUCUUUUUGCCGCCCGGCAUCUUAAACCAGGCGCUUUCAUCAUUCCUUACCUCGGAACGGUCCAUCCAGACUCGCCAUCCAAGUCCGACUACGAUCUAUGGCUAGACAGGGACGCCGAGAUUGCCGUCGACGCCAGCAAGGGCGGCAAUGAGGCCAGAUUCAUAAACGAUUACCGAGGCAUUGCCCAACGACCAAAUGCCGAGUUUCGUGAGGUUUGGUGUCACAGGUUCAAGCAAAAAUGUAUGGCUGUGUUUGUACUGUCCGAAGGGAAGAGUGGCCGAGGGAAAGGCGGUAUUGGUAAGGGCGAUGAGGUUCUUGUGAGCUACGGAAAAGGCUUCUGGGGUCAUCGGAAGGAAGAGUGA
This is a messenger RNA of Colletotrichum gloeosporioides, 576 nucleotides long. RefSeq lists its product as uncharacterized. The record is from RefSeq and is a predicted model, not a curated record. NCBI's taxonomy places the organism in Eukaryota, Fungi, Ascomycota, Sordariomycetes, Glomerellales, Glomerellaceae. Bases 1 to 576 code for a protein of 191 amino acids. The transcript has a single exon. Gene Ontology annotation, molecular function: protein binding.